AUGAUCAGUCGACUUCGCGGCGAAAAUCGACUUGUUCGGGGAGGAUAUCAUCAAGGCCGGGCGAAGCAAAGGACAUUCAUAUCCAUGUUCCGCGGACCUUUGACUCGUCGUAGCUUGGUUUCUCAAGCUGCUGCAUUAUACAUGCAACGAGUUAGACAUACCCAAAAAGUUUUGUGUAAACUUUUAAAACUACCUGUGACACAGCCAGUCAAUGCCCGAGAACAAGCUAUUCAAGUAGAAAGGCAGAAACUUUCAGAUAAAGCUGAAAAAUCGCCUGAGAUUUUUAAUGUUACUCUUCCAUUGUCAACAAACGUACCUUUGUCUGCAACCAGAGUACCGAACCCAGUUGUAAGCAUAUUUCCACGUGCCUCCUAUACUUCGACUUCAGUAUCUGCUGACUACCAACCGCACGGACAACAUACCUUGGAAGAUCACGAGUUUACUGAAAUGAGUGGAUAUCAAGAACAAGUUCGCAAUGCACAUCAAGAUGUGGAAGCCGUCCAACAAGAAUGUUUUAUUGAUCCGGAAACCCCAAAAGCAGCCACUCCGUUUGUACGAACUAUGGAAUACCGGCACCGGAAUUUGCAUGAACCGACACUGAACGACCAUUUGGAACUUUCAAAUCCGGAAGUCCUUUCUCCGCAAACAUCUUUUCAUUACGAGGAUGAGGUGGGUUCGUUCUCAGAAGACUCAACAACAACCAACCAGUGUGAGUCCCAUCUAUCAAAUGAGAAGCAAGGCGUGGGUGCAGACAUUCAGAUCUCACCGCCAGUCUAUUCACCCAACAUACAAUGGAUUAUUCAUUCUGAACGGGACGUGUAG
Molecule: messenger RNA, 822 nt
Organism: Echinostoma caproni
Lineage: Eukaryota; Metazoa; Platyhelminthes; Trematoda; Plagiorchiida; Echinostomatidae
Source: the annotation of a GenBank genome assembly